Messenger RNA from Neolamprologus brichardi, 2323 nucleotides. RefSeq names its product DAP3 binding cell death enhancer 1 (gene dele1). The record is from RefSeq and is a predicted model, not a curated record. NCBI's taxonomy places the organism in Eukaryota, Metazoa, Chordata, Actinopteri, Cichliformes, Cichlidae. Gene Ontology annotation, molecular function: protein binding. Gene Ontology annotation, biological process: extrinsic apoptotic signaling pathway via death domain receptors. Gene Ontology annotation, cellular component: mitochondrion.
UCCGGGUCGGUAUUUUUGCGGCGUAACUCGUGACAGGUUUUUAUUUACCACCAGUGCUGGAAGAAAUCCGUUAGCGGUAUGGAGCCGUACGGACCCCGGAUAACUUAAACAGGCCAGUGCGGACAUAACCUUUCAUUUAAAGGAGCCGUUAGAGACAAACCAUGUGGAGGCUCCACGGUUUUGUUGGAAGAGUUCUGCAUCGAUAUCAUGGCAACAGCACCCUGCGACUGUCCCAAAACCACCAUGUGGAGGACGAGGUCAUCAACAACUCAGCUGUCCUCUCCACCUCUCGACACCCCCCUGACAACAGAUCUCAGGAAGAGGAGGAUGGAGAGAGGAGGAGGAAGCAGAGGACCUUUCAGUCCAAGUAUGCUGAGUUUCCGCGUUACACGGCUCUGGAUGCUGUGGGAUGGGGUGCAGCAGCAGUUCUGUUCAUGCAGCUCUGCAGGAGGAUCCACUCCCAGUUCUCCUCAAGCACAGAGCCCAGUCCAAGCCCCGGAGCCCUGUCAGCCCCUUCCACUCUACACAAGUGUGGCUAUCACAUCCUACUAGAGAUCUUAUCAAGACAUGAUUUCCUGCCCAGAGGAAGGAAUGUGCUGUGUCUGCAGGGGGUGCUAGAGAGACAGAACCAAGAUCAGUCCCCUACUCAGAGCAGUGACAGUGACAGCAGCAGCACACAGGACCAUCUCACUGCCAUCUCUGACCACCAGAGGGAACUCCUGAUCCGGGAUGCACUUAUACCAGAGGAUGAACUCCUGUCAGCUUCCUGUCCGCUGCAGGAUGAUGCCAGCCAAGACAAGGCAGAGAAACCCGACACCAGUGAUGAGGAAAUGUUGUCUGAUGAAGAGAGGCUGGCAGCGGCAGCACUGAACCUCAGACGUGUGGAAGACAUCUGCGUUCCUGUUGUCCUCAACAUAAUUGGUCUAGAAAAUGCCAAGAGGGAAAACCACCAGGAAGCUUUCACCUGUUUUCUCGCUGCAGCUCAGCAGGGCUACAGCAAAGCCCAGUUUAAUGUGGCGGUGUGCUAUGAGAAAGGUAGAGGAGUGAGCAAGAACAAGGAGAAGGCUCUGCACUAUUAUAGGCAGGCAGCCGCGAGUGGCCACAGACAAGCUCAGUACCGCUGUGCAAAGCUGCUCCUGACCAGCAGAGGGCACCAGAGUCCAGAGGAGCUGAGCACAGCCAUCGACCUUCUGGAACAAGCUGCUGCAGCUGGGCUGACCAAGGCUCAGCUCUGCCUGGCCUCCGUCUACGCCCAGGAUACAGUGAAAUAUGGUUGUAAGUCCAUCCAGAACCUGGAGAUGGCAGCAGAGAGUGGCGAUGACACUGCUCAGCUCUUCUUGGGAAAUUGCUAUGAGAGCGGCUUUGUUGUGCAACAGAACUUGAGGACAGCUAUUACAUUUUACAAAAAAGCCGCUCGAGCUGGGAACAAGCAAGCUGAGAGAUUACUGAGGCCUCCUAAUGAAACCUAUACAAAAGAAUCCGUGUUGCGGUCCAUCCAUUCAACUCCAUGCUUCUCAAAGACAUUUUCUCCUCUGUCAAGCUGUGUCACUCCCUCCACAAGUCAACCCACUGCCCUCCCUCUCCUGCCUCACUCCUGGAGCACCGGGAGCCUCAGCGGGCUCCCAUCUUUGUCCUCCGUACCUCUCCAUCUCCAUUCUCCGAGCACUGAGAGAAGAAGCUGCCAGUGGACUGUAGGAAUAGGAUAAAUACCGAGAGCCAGUCGCAUUACAGAUUGAGGAAUGUAUUUCAAAGUAUGAAUGAGUUUUCAGAAACCUGGGAAAGGUCAAAGUGUGUUCGGUGUGUGAGGUCUGAAUCGGAGCGAAUUGCUUUUAUACUCAAAAAAGAAACAAGUUUUAUUUAGUUUUUAAAAGAUGUGAGUUAUUUUUUUAUGUCAGAAAGAGCUGUGGAGCAAAAGGUCUUGGAAUCAGAGAAGAAGCCAUCUGUCAUUUGUUUUUGUACACUACAGUUUUGUUUCUUACAAUCUUCCCUCUGCUAAGUUCUCCAGAAAUGUGCCUUUUGGGUGGUAGGUUGUUUCCCUCCUUGCUAAUAAGGAUGUAAUCACACACAGAGAGGUAUCUGAUAUCUUCUGUCUACUGCAGACAAUAACGCCAACUUUAAACCUCUGAAACUGAGGAAGUGCUUCACAUGAAUGUUAUAUUUUAACCUUAAAUAAUAUAAUUAUGUAUUUAGGUUAAACGGUUCAGUGUGGCUUGCUGUUGUAAAAGAAAGACUGCAUGCUUGUGAUAAACCAACCAAAGGGAAAAUUAAUGCACUGUGAGGAGGAUGUUGUGUUGUCAAGUGCGCACAUUAAAAAAAAAAAAAA